Molecule: messenger RNA, 682 nt
Organism: Neltuma alba
Lineage: Eukaryota; Viridiplantae; Streptophyta; Magnoliopsida; Fabales; Fabaceae
Exons: 2
Coding region: 10-600 (196 amino acids)
Source: RefSeq, a predicted model, not a curated record
AACAUCACUAUGCCAUCAACAACAGUUCCUGAUUGGUUCAACGAAUGCUGUAAAGGAGGGACAUUGUCUUUUCGGGCUCGUGGGCAUUUCCCUCAUGCUGCCUUUGCAUUUGAGUUGGGGAAAGCAAACACAAAUUCAAAACACUUUUUCCAUGUUUCUGUGAGCAUCAAUGGUCAUAAAACACAAAGGAGACAAGAUGCUGCAAAUUAUGGAACUAGGCAAGGCCAUCUGUUUUUAUUUGAUCUGAGAAUGGCUUUUGAGCCAGGAGAGUGGGAGAGGCUUGAUAGUUUACUGGAACUGGAUUGGAAUGAUGUGGAAAUAAAAGUCCUAUGUCUAAUCCCCCGCAAGAAAAAGAAAGUCACAAAGUUAACAGCAGAAAUGCCCGUAGUUAGUUGUGGAGUUUAUGUGUACAAACGGCAAACAAACAUGGAGAAUGUCCAGUUCGGGUCUUCUAUGCUUUCCUCGAAUGCUCCAACAACUUCAAUGAAACAAAGAGCGGUCACUUCUCCUCCUAAUGAACCACCCAAGAAGUUAUUGAGAAUGUUCAAGGUUGCUGAUAAAGGAAAACUCAAUAAUACAGAAACGGAUAAGGAGAAUUAAACGACACCAGAUUUGUCAUCCGUCUUGCAAAAAUAAAGUUGGUUUUUCCACUAGGUAAGUAUAUCUGUUUGGAGAGUUUUUG